Messenger RNA from Seriola aureovittata, 1915 nucleotides. RefSeq names its product glycosyltransferase-like protein gnt13. The transcript is spliced from 5 exons. Lineage: Eukaryota; Metazoa; Chordata; Actinopteri; Carangiformes; Carangidae. The coding region runs from base 349 to 1314 and encodes 321 amino acids. The record is from RefSeq and is a predicted model, not a curated record.
UGAAGUUAUGGCACGCUCGCUUCCCGAACCCGAGCCAGUGAGCUGGCCUUCCUGAAAGCGUGCUGGCUAUAAAAAGACGCUGCAGCAAACCAAGUUUAGCUUUCCAACUGGCAAGAUGGAGACAUAAAGCAAAUGAUGUUGAACUAUGUGCAACCCAUGGCUAGAUAAUCCAGGCAGAUCACAGCCUGAGAGCUUCCUCUGUUCUCCAUCUGCUGGCAGUCAACCCAGCUGUGGAUUUGAUGCACGCACGAAUUACUGACGGACUGUGUGUGUGGGAUUCCCUCAAGAAAUACAACAGGGCCCAUGUUUAUCCAAAUGACAGAACAUGUCACCUAGUGCAAAGUCAAAAUGGACGGAAGAGGAGACGGAGAGCACAACGGUAGAAAUCGGCCGAACUUUCCCCGUCAGUUGUUUCCAAGAGUUGAUCGGCCACCAGCUGAUCAGCUUAAUGCUGGAGUCAUUGCCUGGCUGGAGUUCCUUUUUAAUAAUGAACUACAGGAGGAGGGCUUUGCAUUCAUACUGGAGAUUGUGGAACCCGAGGAUGAGGAACAACAUGACGACAACAACAACAACAAUGAAAACGCUGACAACAAUGAAAAUGUUGAAAACAAUGACAACAAUGCCAAUGAUGAAAACAAUGACAACGCGAAUGAUGAAAACCCUGACAACGACAGCAAUGAAAACAACGCCAGCAGUGGCAACCGUGACAUUGCUGUCAACCUCAACAAUAAUGAUGACAUACACAAUGAUAAUAUAGAUGACAAUGUUGACAACAAUAAUGGACAUACAUAUGCUGGUACUAGUGCUGGAGUUGUUGUUGACCAGGGUGUAGAGGAAGAUGACCCCCUGCUUGGACCAUCCAGGAGGAGGUCAAGAGAGGAGGAUGGACAGAAUGCUGUAGAGGAAAGCAGCAAAAGAAUCAGGGGGUGGGACGGGUUUUCUGACAGCAGCACUGACUGCAACUCUGACAGUGACAACAACACUGACCAUGACAAUAAUAACACUGUCAGGAAUACUAGAAAUAGCCCUGACAAACAUGCAGGUGCUGAUGCUGAGGUUGCUGAAGAAGACCCUCUGCCCGGUCCAUCCAGGAAAAGUUCAAGAGAGCUUGAUACAGUAGAAGAUGAGAGAAGUGAUGAAAAAUCAAGACUAUGUUAUGAGUUUGCAGACGACACUGUUACAAUCAGAACUAACAGAGAUCUUGCUCACGGUAGUAGCAGCAUUGAUCCAGAUGAUAAUGCAGGUGCUGCUGAGGAGACAGGCGAGGAAACCAACCAGCAGGUGGAGGAGGAAGCCACACAGCCAGGACCAUAAAGGAAGAGGUCAAGGAGAAAACGAUGAAGGCGAGGACAGGGAGGCAUCAAAAAUAUUCAGACGUUAAGCUGAGACGCCAGGGAUGAAGAAUGACAGUGACUGUGACUGAAUUUUACAGUGAGGUUUGGAUUUUAAAAGGGUUGUCUCCUGUCUGCCCUGCAUCCCCAGAAUGGAUACAGGUCAGACAAGUUUUACCUUUACUUGAUUUUCAGUCAGUGUCUGUAUAAUCUGGACAGUCUAUAGUAGUGUCCGAAAUACAUGUACAUUAAAUCAGUCUAGGGGUAAGACACGGACAGAGGGUGGUUCCUGUAACAGCAUGUCAUCAGCCCACUUUUGGCACCCAUUCGCUGAUCGUCCUGGAGGGGGAUCCCUCUUCGAGUGGGCCCUCCCAAGGUUUCUUCCUUUUUCAGCCUCUUAACUGGGCUGUUUGGGGGAGUUUUUCCUUGCUCUCAUUGAGGGUCUAAGGUCUGGAUGGGUGUCACUUUAAUUUAAUUUAGCUUUUUGGAUAUCUAAUGUGGGCAUUUAAUUAAAACUCUGUUCCCUCUGUAAAAUAAAUAAAUAAAAUAGAAAAAUUGGAUUCUGAGACUUUUGUUGCCUAUAU